CACAUGCAUCAAAACGCCAUCGAAGCAGAAAUUCUAUGAAUCGCAAUUACAGAACUGUCCCUCAAUACUGACCUAUUUUUCUGGUCUGAGUUCUUCUUCGACUCGGAUACGAUUACGACUCUCCGCCCUCUCUUCUGGAAAAAAUUGAAUUUUCGUUUAAAUUUUAUUUACAUUUUUAAUUAUUUUCCCUAGAAAAGAGACCAUUUUUAUCUCUAAUUUUCCUUUUUUUUUUGUGGAUUCAAUUGAGAUUUCUAGGGUUUUAUUUAAUGUACGGCGAAGAUUUAAUGUCGUAUGAAUGGAGAUUGCCUAUAGCCUCUCCAUCGCUCUUCAAUCCCAUCAGCAGUUGAUCACUGCAAUUAUCAUCACCCUCCUUUCCCUCCUUGCCGUCCGUUCAUUCUUCAAGAGGCCCCACCACAAAUCAAACGUAACCGGUACCGCCACGUCAUCCGCUAAAAAGCAAGCCAGAGAAACCAGACCAUCUUCCUCCUGCAACCAUACUUCCAAUUCUGCGGCGCUCCUUAACGGAGGUGCUGCUGGGCCGGCGGAGGAGGAUAUGGUGAUGGCGGAUGUUUCGAAGGUUGUGGCAGAGAUGCAGAGCGGGGCGUCAAUGAUGGAACAGUUGGUCCCGGAGAUUACAACCCACGCGCUUAGUUACUUGGAUUAUCCAAGCCUUUGUCGGCUUUCCAUGACUAAUUCGCUUAUGAGAAAGGCAGCUAAUGAUGAUAAUGCCUGGAAAGCUCUUUAUCACAAGGAUUUUACUUUGGAGCAAGAUACAGUAACACCUGUUCAUGGGUGGAAGGCAUACUAUGCAGCUACAAGAGCCAUUAUGAAUGUUAAUACCGAAUUCUUUAACAUCAUCAAAGAUAGGUCUCUUUCAUCUAUGAGUCGUUUUUGGCUGAAUGCGGAUUAUGUAAAGUGCAUUCAUGCGUCAGGGGUUCUUUUUUCAGGGUAUAAUGCUGUAAUACAGAGUUGGCAGCAUGCAUUUAAUUGGGAGCAAGGGGUUGAUUUUCAGGUUAGAGAUGUUCGAGCUCGGGUAUUAACGAACAUGGCUUGGGUUACUAUGAAAACCUAUGUUGACAUGGAUAACGGGGCAUUUAACAUGACUAACAUCUUUGAGUUUCAUCAUGGACGGUGGUACCUUGUGGAUCAUCACAGCUCGGAGAUGCUGGCUGAUGGUGACAUCGGACAACAAAUUGUUCAUUGAUAUCCAAAGAUGAAAGAGUUAUUAAUACAAUGGAUAAUUUUAGUAGUAGUAAUAUAUUAGCAAAAGGCAAGAUGCCUGGAAGUUUCUCUGGGAUUUAUUUCAAAGAUCAUUCUUUUUCUUUUUCUUUUUUUUUUUUUUUUUGUGGUAAAUAGGUCCCUGUAACGUUUUAGUCUUGUUUUACUUUCUUAAGUAUCAUAAUUUUGGCUGUAUGUAUUUAUAUAUUCUUUUCAAUUCUUUUUUCA
Messenger RNA from Gossypium arboreum, 1446 nucleotides. RefSeq names its product F-box protein SKIP8-like. Lineage: Eukaryota; Viridiplantae; Streptophyta; Magnoliopsida; Malvales; Malvaceae. The record is from RefSeq and is a predicted model, not a curated record. The coding region runs from base 296 to 1204 and encodes 302 amino acids. Gene Ontology annotation, molecular function: protein binding. The transcript has 3 exons.